Iphiclides podalirius (scarce swallowtail) is the source of this 1506-nucleotide messenger RNA. The record is from the annotation of a GenBank genome assembly. Lineage: Eukaryota; Metazoa; Arthropoda; Insecta; Lepidoptera; Papilionidae.
AUGCAGGAGCAGGACGGCGACGGGGAGCCGGCGCACCACGCCCGGCGGCCCAUGAACGCGUUCCUCAUCUUCUGCAAGCGGCACAGGAGCGUCGUGCGCGACAAAUAUCCGAACCUCGAAAACAGAUCCAUAACCAAGAUCCUUGGCGAGUGGUGGGCCAACUUGGACAAAGAAGAGAAAGCUUGCUAUACUAGUCUUGCUAAACAGUACAAAGACGCCUUCUUCAGCGCGAAUCCCGACUUUCAAAUGGUACAAGCUGCCAGCGCCGCCGCUGCGCACGCUAGCGUCGCGGCCGCGGGAGUCGAGCGAGAAGGCCGCGGGGUCGACCUCAACAAGAGCACGGAGCACGCGUACGAAGCGGACGCGAAGCGCCUCUCGAUGUUCACCCCCGGGAAGCUGGCGGACGAAGCCCAGAUGGGCGGCCUCAGCAGCCUCCUCGAAGCCAAGACUGAAAACCGCACCCCCAACCCCUACUACUCACCGCCCUCGUACAAGUUCAACGCGAUCUCUACACCGAUGGAGGACAGAUCUCACAGCAUACUCGAGCGGGUGAGGAUCGAGGGCGCGCGGGACGACAGCAUCCGCGAGCUGCAGAACGCCCUCACGGAGACCAGCCGGAUAUUCGAGGAAGACUUCGACGACAAGGGCCGGAUAUACCGCUACGGCGUCCCCAAUGAUCAGUUCACGAACCAGGACGUGAUCGAUCAGAUUGUGGACAAGAGGUACUCGAGCGACGAUGGCUACCAGAGACACUGGUCCGACGACGAGAAGUCGAAGUCCGGCAGGUCGUGCAAGGGCAAGAGGUACCAGGAGUUCAUGGCGGUCGGGGGGCUGAUAGUGAACAAGCGCCAGCGGAGGGACUACCCAGACAAGGUCGACGAGGGCUACAGCGCGUCAUGCAGCUGGGAGCCGGGCAGCUCGCGCGACGACUCCUACCUGGACGAGCUGAAGCCCGGCUGCGUGAACGAGGUCACAAUAGAGAACGACGCGAAACACGACACGAGCGACGCGAACGAAGCGGAGGGCGGCGCCGGCAAGGCGUUCAAGGCGGCCGACUUCGACCUGGACGCCAAGAUACGCGCCCUGCCGUCGCUCAGCCUGGAGAAGUUCCAGCAGAGGAAGCGCGAGAACAAGCGCAAGAAGAAGACGAUAAACCUGAAGCCGAAGCCGCCCGAGGCGCAGAUCAUCAACUCGGUGCCGCGGCCCGCGUCGGACGAGAGGCGCGAGAUGGCGGAGCGGUGGCGCGACCACGUCAUCGGCAGCCAGAAGCGCAAGCCGCGCAAGAUCAGCAUCACCAGGCUCGAGAUCAACAGCAUGGUGUCGGCCAACGCGAGCCCCGAGAUCAAGUUCGCGAUGGAAGCGCCGCGCACGGUCCAGGGCAUGGAGGUCUGCCAUCGGCCCCACGGCAGCGUGGACCUGCUGGCCCUCGCCACCCUCGCCGAGGUGGCGGCCAACACGUCCAAGAUGGAGGACUCCCUCGGCCCCGACCUACCAGACGCCCGACGC